AUGGCGACGGUGGCGGUGGCCGCGCCGGAGAGGCAGGCGGAGCAGCAGGAAGAGGAGGCGAUCGGGAAUGAAAAAUUCGUGUGGGCGAAGCACUGGUACCCGAUCGUGCCGCUGGAGUGGCUGGAGGAGGCGCGGGGGGAGGGGUACGAGUCCGGGCUGCCGCAGAUCCAGAGGCAGACGAUCCUGGGGAGGGACAUUGUCGUGUGGAAGGACGCGGAGGGGGAGUGGCGGGCGGUGGAGGACCGGUGCUCGCACAGACUGGCUGCCCUGUCGCUGGGGAGCGUCCAGAAAGACGGCACGCUGGCCUGCCGCUAUCACGGGUGGUGCUUCAAUGGACGCGGCGAAUGCACCCAUAUCCCCCAGGCCACCGAUGCUACCUCCGAGGCCACUGCCUGUGCCAGCAGCCGCUCCAAAAUCGUGGCCUUCCCCACCCUGGAGGCUCACAGCUUCCUCUGGGUGUGGCCCGACGAAAGCCCCACCUCCUGGGUGGAUGCUGCCAUGGCAAAGCCGGCUGUGGGGGCAGUCACGGAGCCAGACGCAGUGUGGAGCACAGAUGAAUAUGCAGUCACCUUUGGGGCCCUUAUGGAGAACAUCUUUGAUCCUGCACACCUCUUUCACUUGCACAAUGGGAUGCCCUCUGGCUUUUCCAAAUUCCAGCCACCCACCUUUUCCCCAGCAGCUGAGAAUCCCAUGAUGUUUGCAAAACAGGUUGGAGACAUGACACCCAACGGUGGCUUCAAGAUCUCGCAUGGUCAGUACUUCAAGGGAGACCUUAGGAAGGACUUCACCAUGCAGUUCACCCCCCCCUGUCUGACCUGCUGGAGGAACGUAUCACCCGAUGGCACAAUCGUCAACUUUGAGAUCAACUACGUUCCCUUGCGCCCAGGCCACACACGUUUCUAUGCAGCCUUCAAGAGAGACACAUCGAAUGUAACCCCCCCACCUUCAGCAGAGGGUGCACUGCAGCUAGGGGAUAUUGCACAGAAGGUGGUGGGUGCAUUGGCAGCAUGGCCCCUGAUGCUGAAGAAGCUGGCUUUUGGGAUUGUCCCAGAUUUUCUGAGGAAGAGUCUGCAGCAUCAUGGCCUGCUGGUGAAAAUGGGCAACCAGGACAAGGUCUCACUGCACUCUGAAGACCUCGCCCUCAUUGGGAGCAAUAUGCCCUUUCAACAGAAGACGUACCUCCCAACUCCCUCAGAUGUUGGCGUCGCCGCGUUUCGCAAGUGGAUGGAAAUGCAUGGGGGAGGAGAGCCAGCUUGGUUUGGUGGAGGCACAGAGGCGGAGGCCGUGCAGAAAAUCCGGCAGGAUGGCAUGUUUGAUAGGUGGGAGUUGCACAGCAGACGCUGCCCAACUUGCCGCAAGUCGUUGAAAUUUCUUGGCGCAAUGGAAGCCGUCGUGUCAAAGGCGGCUGCCAUCUUUCUAGGACUGGCGGCGCUGUUGGUCUGUAUGAGAGCAUCGGACCCCCGGCUGGCCAUGACGGCCACUGUAGUGGCGGGGGCCGCUCUGCUGCUGCGCUUCGAGGCUCAGAAACUGCGCAGCCAAUUUCUGAGCAACAUCCCAGACACCGGCAUCCCGGAGGUGUCGUUUGGAUGGCCGUCAUGA
Molecule: messenger RNA, 1599 nt
Organism: Ostreobium quekettii
Lineage: Eukaryota; Viridiplantae; Chlorophyta; Ulvophyceae; Bryopsidales; Ostreobiaceae
Source: the annotation of a GenBank genome assembly